AUGUCUAUCCGAGCUCCGAAACAGAACUUCCCCUCCUUGGACAUUACGGCCAACGCGAAAGAACAUGGCCUAUCUCACCCUUUCUUCCCUCCUCACGGCGAAGCCGACCAUCCCUAUCCCAACCCGUUGGGGUUCCAGUCUAACAACGGCCAAGUCGGCCGCCCAGGCCACCCCUAUCCGUCUCCGUGGGCCCAUGCCGGCGACAAAGACCAAGGUGAGGAAGCCAAUAAGAAAACUGGUGAUGUGUCCGCUUCUCGCAAGCCACACCAACGCCCAGAUCCUGCGGGAGGUCAUCCACCAUACACUUUUCCGGGCUACGCUCAGCAGCCACACAUCUACCCGGGCCCUCUUCCAUGGCAUCCGCCAAAUGCCUAUUAUGGCCUAACUGAGGGUAGAAAGCCCCGCCAUUCCCACUGGGAUGAUGACAAACCUAAGCCAUCCCCUUGCAGGUCGUACCACUAUCCUGGACCAGCUGAUGGCGACAGACCCCACAGUAUCCAGACGUGCCCCGCGGCGACAGAUCUGUCUCUCCCAAUAGGGAGACGGCGACAAUCAGCAGCCGCUUUCCAGCAGCCAGCAAGUUGGACCUGGUAG
This is a messenger RNA of Penicillium egyptiacum, 594 nucleotides long. NCBI's taxonomy places the organism in Eukaryota, Fungi, Ascomycota, Eurotiomycetes, Eurotiales, Aspergillaceae. The record is from the annotation of a GenBank genome assembly.